Stylonychia lemnae is the source of this 1107-nucleotide messenger RNA. Lineage: Eukaryota; Ciliophora; Spirotrichea; Sporadotrichida; Oxytrichidae. The record is from the annotation of a GenBank genome assembly.
AUGAGCUACAUCUAUACUGAUAUGAAAGGUUCAGCCAGGGUAAUGCAUGAAGACUACAACAACACUGUUGCUGGUUGGGUUAAUGAAUCGAUUGUCAUUGCUCUUCCGGAAUUGCUUGAAUGUAUUAACAAACUAUACGAGCAAAACCCUGAAAGAUUUGAGAGCACAGAAACUUCAUUUUCAAUAGCUGACUUCGGCUGUGCCACUGGCGCAUCAUCUAUAACACCUUUAAGAACAGUUAUAGACAGAAUUAAGCAAAUUAAUUCUGAAAAAGAGAUUCAUGUUUACCUUGAAGAUUUACCUGAGAAUAGAUUUGAUUUGGCAUUUACCACUGUUCAAGAAGGCUUAAAAGAUUAUAAAAAUGUAUUUAUUAUGGCAGCAGGCAAGGAUUUCAGUCAGUAGGUAUUUCCUAAUAAAUUCCUAGAUAUUUCAUUCUCUUCCCUUACUGCUAUGAUUCUUCCCAGCCCUCCAGCUCCCUUAGAUGACAAUGUAUUCUUCUUAGCUAACCCAGAGAAUACCGAGACAGAGAGAGGUAAAAAAUGGAUUGAAGGAUUCAAUUAACAUUGGGUUCAGUUUAUGAACUCAAGAAAAGCAGAACUAAAGAAAGAUGGUUUGCUUUUUGUGACCUUGAUCAUUAACUAGAAUCCAAACAAGGACUACUAGACAAAAGAGAAUGAGUUUUACCACGAAGUAGCAACACAAGUAUUAAAAAAGGUACUUACUAAGUACAAUGUCGAAGAUAAGAUUUCUUCUUGCAUGAAAACCACUGUCUCCGUUUACAAGUCACAUUACCUAGACAUUUGCAAUAGUAUACCUGAUUUGCAUGUGGUAUCAUCUAAUGACUUUGAUGUUAAAGAUAUUUUUUAUCAUGAAUACAUCGAGACCAAUGAUUUAAAGACUUUUGGAUAAAAAGUUGCAUCUUAUAUCCAAGGAUGGUGGGGUGACGUACUAGAGGGAGGACUAGCUCAAUAGGGGGUCGACCAGUAAAUCAUCAAAGAAGUCUCGAAAGAAGUCUUCGAAAUUUUGCCAGAGUUUGUAGAAAGCCGCUUAAAUAUCUACCCAGAGUACUACAACGUUUUGGCACUAGCUGUACAAAGAACUGCUUGA